Messenger RNA from Macadamia integrifolia, 3082 nucleotides. RefSeq names its product MDIS1-interacting receptor like kinase 2-like. NCBI's taxonomy places the organism in Eukaryota, Viridiplantae, Streptophyta, Magnoliopsida, Proteales, Proteaceae. The record is from RefSeq and is a predicted model, not a curated record. Gene Ontology annotation, biological process: protein phosphorylation. The transcript has 2 exons. Bases 218 to 3070 code for a protein of 950 amino acids. Gene Ontology annotation, molecular function: protein kinase activity; protein binding; ATP binding.
UGCCUUCAAUUUCAUCAGCACUGGCACCGUAGACCAAGCUGAUGCUCUCCUCAAAUGGAAAGAUACUCUCAACAACCAAAGCCAAUCUGUUCUCCAUUCAUGGACACUACUUCAUCCUAAUGCAACUAAUUCCUCUCUGCGAUCUGACCCAUGGUGCGGUUGGAUUGGAAUUGCUUGCAAUCAAAGGGGAAUCAUCACUGAAAUUAUCUUACCAAGUAUGGGCUUACAAGGUAUGGUUGAGAACUUCCCCUUUCCUUCAUUUUCUGCUCUUACAAGUCUCAAUCUCACUAAUAAUUCAUUCCUUGGCACUGUUCCAUCCAACGUUACUAACCUGUCGGUUAUCAACUACCUUGAUCUGUCCAUGAAUCAGCUCUCUGGAUUAGUUCCAACUGAAAUCUUCUUACUUACCACUCUUAAAAUCUUGUUUCUUGAUCAGAAUCAUUUCAGUGGAUCAAUACCUUACGGUAUGGGAAGAUUGAAAGACCUUACUAUUCUGACCAUGUACUCCAACAACCUCUCUGGUUUCAUACCUGAAUCUCUAGGUAAUUUGAGCAAACUACAUGAGCUCUCUUUGUAUGAAAACAGUCUCAUUGGUUCAAUCCCUACAUCUAUAGGAAAGUUGAGAGAUCUGUCCGUUCUAUACCUGUACCAAAAUCAACUUUCAGGUUUCAUUCCCAAGGAAAUUGGAAAUUUGACAAAGCUCAGGUCGCUCAGCCUGGAAAAUAAUCAUCUAAUUGGUUCAAUCCCUGAAGAAAUAGGAAAUUUGAAGUCACUUACUGCUCUAUACUUACCUCUGAACAAUCUCAAUGGUUCAAUCCCUUCCUCUUUAGGGAAAUUGAGAAACCUAACCAUUUUAUACCUCCCUCUGAAUCAACUCUCUGGUAGGAUUCCUCUAGAAAUAGGAAAUUUGACAAGUCUGGUUGACCUACAAAUUCCCUUCAAUAAUCUAACUGGACGCAUCCCUUCCACUUUUGGAAACCUACAGAAGCUCACCAGUUUGAACCUGCUGGAAAAUCAACUUUCUGGAUCACUCCCUCGAGAAAUAGGAAAUCUCACGGAAUUGGUUAGCUUACAAUUGUCAAAUAACCAAUUCUCAGGUAGUCUGCCACAAGGGUUAUGCAUGAGUGGAUCACUAGAAAAAUUCACUGCUCGUAACAACCAUUUCACAGGUCUUAUUCCGAAAGGCUUCAAAAACUGCACAAGCUUAGUUAGAGUUCGACUUGAAAAUAACCAACUUGUAGCAAACUUAUCAGAAGACUUCGAGAUUUAUGAGAAUCUGAUUUACAUUGAUUUGAGCAAUAAUCAAUUGCAUGGUGAACUUUCAUCGACCUGGGGACAAUGCCAAAACUUGCAAGCUCUACAGAUGGCUGGGAACAAUAUUACAGGUAAGAUACCUCCAGAGCUUGGGAUGUUAAGUCAACUGGGUCAACUUGAUCUUUCUUCAAAUUACCUGGUGGGAGAAAUUCCUAAGGAAUUUGGUGAGUUGAUAUCCUUGCUAAAUCUUAGCUUGAGUGACAACCAACUUUCUGGCAGUUUACCAUUAGAAGUUGGAAGGCUAAACAGCCUAACAUAUCUUGACUUGUCAACAAACAGUUUGAGUGGAAACAUACCAAAAGAAAUAGGGAACUGCUCCAGUUUAUUAUAUCUUGAUUUAAGCAACAACAAAUUUUAUGGAAGCAUUCCAUUUCAAAUUGGCAAUCUAGUUUACCUUCAACUUCAAUUGGACCUUAGUCAAAACAGGCUCAGUGGAGAGAUAUUAUCACAGUUUAAAAAUUUAGGGAGCUUGGAAAUGUUAAAUCUCUCCCACAAUCAACUCUCAGGUACUAUUUUCUCCGCAUUCGAUGGAAUGUCUAGCUUGACAUCCAUUGAUAUAUCUUAUAAUGAGUUCGGGGGUCCGAUUCCAAACAACAGAGCCUUUCAAAAUGCUACAAUAGAAGCUUUGAGAAACAACAAAGCAUUGUGUGGCAAUGCAAGUGGCCUGCAACCUUGCAUAUUAUCCUUUCCGGAAGGAGAAAAGGAAAGACCAGACCACAAAAUCCUGAUUGCUGUCAUGGUUCCAUUGUUAGGUGUGCUAUUUCUUCUGUUUGCUUUUGUUAGUAUUGCUUGUGUUGUCUACCGAAGGGAAAGAAUUAUUGAAACAGGCCAAAGAACAACAACAAAUGAUACAGAUUUAUUUUCAAUAUGGAAUUAUGAUGGAAGAAUAGUAUAUCAAGAAAUUGUUGAAGCAACUGAGGAUUUUGAUGCCAAAUAUUGCAUCGGGAUGGGGGGAUAUGGAAGUGUAUACAUAGCAACGCUGUCAACUGAUCAAGUAGUCGCUGUGAAAAAGCUUCACCAACCAUUACCUGAUGAGUGUGAGAAUGCCAACAUACGAACAUUUAGAAAUGAGAUUUGUGCAUUGACAAAACUGCGACACAGAAACAUUGUGAAGCUAUAUGGUUUUUGUUCAUCUGCGCAGCACUCCCUUCUAGUUUAUGAGUAUUUUGAGAGAGGAAGUUUGGCUAAGAUCCUCCACAACAAUGAGGUUGCAUCAGAAAUGGAUUGGAUAAAAAGGGUUAAUGUUAUUAAAGGUGUGGCAAAUGCUUUGUCUUACAUGCACCAUGAUUGUUCACCACCAAUCAUUCACCGCGACAUAUCGAGCAACAAUAUUUUGUUGGAUGAAGAAUAUGAGGCAUGUGUGUCUGACUUUGGCAUCGCUAGACUUUUAAAGCCCGAUUCAUCCAAUUGGACUUCUCAAGUAGGGACAUGGGGAUAUGUUGCUCCAGAGCUUGCCUACACGAUGAAGGUGACUCGAAAAUGUGAUGUUUAUAGCUUUGGGGUAUUGACAUUAGAAGUGUUGAUGGGAAGGCAUCCAAGUGAACUCAUCUCUACAUUAUUAUCAUCAUACUCAGUACUGCCAUCCACAAAGCAAAUGAUGUUGUUGAGAGAUCUGAUGGACAAAAGGCUCUCUCCUCCCACGAUUGACAUGGUUGAAGAGCUUUUCUCUGUUAUGAAGCUAGCAAUCACAUGUAUAGCCACUACCCCGCAAUCCCGGCCUGAAAUGCACUAUGUGUCUAAGAAACUAUCAUCUUAAAUCCAUCUUUUA